This is a messenger RNA of Lacerta agilis (Sand lizard), 8096 nucleotides long. RefSeq names its product afadin, adherens junction formation factor (gene AFDN). Gene Ontology annotation, biological process: signal transduction; regulation of protein localization. The transcript has 35 exons. Gene Ontology annotation, cellular component: adherens junction. Gene Ontology annotation, molecular function: cell adhesion molecule binding. NCBI's taxonomy places the organism in Eukaryota, Metazoa, Chordata, Lepidosauria, Squamata, Lacertidae. The coding region runs from base 341 to 6112 and encodes 1923 amino acids. The record is from RefSeq and is a predicted model, not a curated record.
CUCUCUGUGUGUGUGAGAGAGAGAGAAAAGGCGGGGAGGGAGGAAAGGAGACAACCGGGGCGGGGAAGGAGGCGGCGGCGGCGGCUUUCCGCGAGGCGGAGGACUGAGAGACGCUACCGAACAGGAAGCGCUGCCACCGAGCCAGGAGCCGCUCCGCGCUUCCCUCAGCAAGCGAGAAGAGGGCAAAGUCUGGGCUGGUGAGAGCGAGGAGGGGCGGCACCAGCGACCGGAUUCCUCCCUUCGGACCCCUCCGCCCCCUUACAAAUCCGCCGGGAACUCCGCGCGGCCCUCCCGCCGUGUAGCUCCUGGCUCCGGGAGCCCCGGAGGGCUGCUGAGGAGGAUGUCGGGCGGCGGCAGCGGCAGCCGGGAAGAGGAGCGGCGCAAGCUGGCCGACAUCAUCAACCACUGGAACGCGAACCGGCUGGACCUGUUCGAGAUCAGCCCCCCCACCGAGGAUCUGGAAUUCCAUGGAGUUAUGAGAUUUUAUUUUCAAGACAAAGCAGCUGGAAAUUUUGCAACAAAAUGUAUCCGUGUGUCUAGCACUGCUACAACUCAGGAUGUGAUAGAAACACUUGCGGAGAAAUUUCGGCCGGAUAUGCGGAUGUUAUCAUCCCCUAAAUACUCACUUUAUGAAGUGCACGUCAGUGGAGAAGAAAGAAGAUUGGAUAUAGACGAGAAACCUUUAGUUGUACAAUUAAAUUGGAACAAAGAUGAUCGAGAAGGAAGAUUUGUACUCAAGAAUGAAAAUGAUGCACUUCCUCCAAAGAAGGCUCAAAGCAAUGGCCCUGAAAAACAAGAGAAAGAAGGAGUGAUUCAGAACUUCAAACGGACUUUAUCAAAAAAAGAAAAGAAGGAAAAAAAGAGGCGGGAUAAAGAAGCAUCACGGCAAGCUUUAGAUGGUGAUGGGCUGUUUCAUGGGGAUGAUAUUGAGAAUUCUCGCCUUGCAGCAGAGGUCUACAAAGAUAUGCCUGAGACCAGUUUCACACGAACAAUAUCUAAUCCAGAGGUGGUAAUGAAACGACGGAGACAACAAAAGCUAGAAAAGAGAAUGCAAGAGUUCCGCAGCUCUGAUGGCAGACCAGAUUCAGGUGGUACAUUGAGGAUUUAUGCAGACAGUUUGAAACCAAAUAUACCAUACAAGACAAUCCUGCUAUCUACCACAGAUACAGCAGACUUUGCAGUUAUUGAAGCACUGGAGAAGUAUGGUCUCGAAAAGGAAAACCCCAAGGACUACUGUAUUGCUCGUGUCAUGCUUCCUCCUGGUGCUCAACAUUCUGAUGAUAAAGGUGCUAAAGAAUCUAUUCUUGAUGAUGAUGAGUGCCCACUUCAGAUAUUCAGGGAAUGGCCAAGUGACAAAGGGAUACUGGUCUUUCAGUUGAAAAGGCGACCACCAGAUUAUGUUCCAAAGAAGUUGAAGAAACAAUUUGAUGGAAAGCCAUUAAAGGGGAAGGAAAGAGUUGACGGGUCUGGUUAUGGCUCUUCCCUUCCUCCAGAGAAGCUACCUUAUCUGGUUGAACUAAGUCCCGGGAGAAGGAAUCACUUUGCCUACUUCAACUAUCACACUUACGAAGAUGGCUCUGACUCAAGAGAUAAACCAAAGCUCUAUCGUCUGCAGUUAAGUGUGACAGAAGUUGGUACAGAAAAAUUUGAUGACAACUCCAUACAGUUGUUUGGUCCAGGAAUUCAGCCUCAUCAUUGUGACCUCACUAAUAUGGAUGGAGUUGUUACAGUUACCCCAAGAAGCAUUGAUGCCGAGACUUAUGUAGAAGGUCAGCGGAUCUCAGAGACCACUAUGCUGCAAAGUGGUAUGAAGGUUCAGUUUGGGACCUCUCAUGUAUUUAAAUUUGUGGAUCCCAUUCAAGAUCACAUUCCUAAAGGACGUCUAGAUGCAGGACACAUGGUGAAAAGUUCACGACUCAAAGCCGGAGCUGUACAGGAAACUACAUUUGACUUGGAAGGAGAUGUCCAUAGUGGAACAGGAUUGCCUGCAAGCAAGAGUACCAACAGAUUGGACAGUGACAGAAUGUCAGCAUCCAGCACAGCUGAACGAGGCAUGGUCAAGCCAAUGAUCAGAAUAGAACAGCAGGAUUACCACAGGCAGGAUGGCAGACCUCAGGACGCACAUGGACCUGAAUUGAUAUUACCUGCAAGCAUUGAAUUCAGGGAAAGCUCUGAAGAUUCCUUUUUGUCUGCUAUUAUAAAUUACACCAAUAGCUCAACAGUUCAUUUUAAGCUGUCUCCUACAUAUGUUUUGUAUAUGGCAUGUCGGUAUGUAUUGUCGAACCAGUACAGACCUGACAUCAGUCCUGCUGAACGUACUCACAAAGUCAUUGCAAUAGUCAACAAGAUGGUGAGCAUGAUGGAAGGAGUUAUACAGGAGGUAGACCAGGUUGAUCAGAAACAAAAGAAUAUUGCAGGGUCACUUGCUUUCUGGAUGGCAAAUGCAUCUGAGCUGCUAAACUUCAUUAAGCAGGAUCGAGAGCUUAGCCGAAUCACCUUAGAUGCGCAAGAUGUUUUGGCACACCUAGUUCAAAUGGCAUUCAAAUAUUUGGUUCAUUGUCUUCAGUCAGAGCUUAACAACUACAUGCCUGCAUUUCUUGAUGAUCCAGAAGAAAAUAAUCCUCAAAGGCCUAAAAUAGAUGAUGUCUUGCAUACGCUGACUGGAGCCAUGUCCCUGCUGCGGCGAUGUAGAGUGAACGCCGCACUGACCAUACAGCUCUUUUCGCAGCUGUUCCACUUUAUCAACAUGUGGCUUUUUAACCGAUUGGUUACUGAUCCAGAUUCAGGAUUGUGUUCGCAUUACUGGGGAGCCAUCAUCCGGCAGCAGCUGGGGCACAUUGAAGCCUGGGCAGAAAAACAGGGCUUGGAGCUGGCUGCUGAUUGUCAUCUCAGUAGGAUAGUACAAGCAACUACUUUACUUACUAUGGAUAAGUAUUCACGUGAAGACAUUCCAAAUAUCAACAGUACCUGCUUUAAACUCAAUUCUCUACAACUGCAUGCAUUGCUACAAAAUUAUCAUUGUGCCCCAGAUGAGCCAUUUAUUCCAACAGAGUUAAUAGAAAAUGUUGUAGCGGUGGCAGAAAAUACUGCAGAUGAGCUGGCUCGAAGUGAUGGUAGAGAAGUACAGUUAGAAGAGGACCCUGAUCUACAGCUACCCUUUCUUUUGCCAGAAGAUGGUUACUCAUGUGAUGUUGUCAGAAAUAUCCCAAAUGGGCUGCAAGAAUUUUUAGAUCCACUUUGCCAAAGAGGUUUCUGCAGAUUGACACCUCAUCCACGUUCACCAGGAACUUGGACAAUAUAUUUUGAAGGUGCAGAUUAUGAAAGUCAUCUGUUGCAAGAUAAUGCUGACCUGGCUCAUCCCUUAAGGAAGGAACCUGAGAUAAUCACUGUGACACUAAAGAAACAAAAUGGGAUGGGUCUGAGCAUUGUGGCUGCUAAGGGCGCUGGUCAAGAUAAACUUGGAAUCUAUGUCAAGUCUGUGGUCAAAGGUGGUGCUGCAGAUGUGGAUGGCCGACUGGCUGCAGGGGAUCAGUUACUUAGUGUGGAUGGACGCAGUUUGGUUGGACUAUCCCAGGAGAGGGCAGCAGAGCUGAUGACAAGAACAGGAUCAGUAGUGACGCUAGAAGUAGCAAAACAAGGAGCAAUUUAUCAUGGUUUAGCAACUUUGCUUAACCAGCCGUCUCCAAUGAUGCAAAGAGUUUCAGACCGCCGUGGCUCAGGUAAACCCCGACCAAAGAGUGAAGGAUUUGAGCUAUAUAACAACUCCGCUCAGAAUGGAUCCCCUGAGAGCCCCCAGUUGCCUUGGACAGAAUAUAAUGAACCAAAGAAAUUGCCAGGGGAUGACAGACUGAUGAAAAAUCGAGCUGAUCACCGAUCUAGUCCCAAUGUAGCAAACCAGCCUCCAAGUCCUGGGACCAAGAAUGCAUAUGCAGCUGGAACCACUAACAAGAUAACAUCAGUGUCUACGGGAAAUCUUUGCACAGAGGAACAGAUACUACCACCCAGACCUGAAGCAUAUCCUAUCCCAACACAAACUUACACCAGAGAAUAUUUCACAUUCCCAGCCUCCAAAUCCCAGGAUCGAAUGGGUCCUGCUCAGAAUCAGUGGUCGAGUUAUGAAGAGAAACCCCAAAUUCCACCUGAAAGUAAUCAUUAUAUCAGUGUUGCAAUGCAGCGUGUAACUCGUUCUCAGGAGGAACUACGAGAUGAUAAAGUUUAUCAGCCAGAAAGGAGUCGACUAGAAGUUGCCAUACGAAAAGAUGUGGAAUAUAUUGAUCGCAAAUCAGACAGUGAUCCAUGGAUGAAUUCUUCUGUGGAUUCUAGCACAUCAAGCCAAGAGCAUCUAAACCAAUCCUCUAAAUCUAUUCCCCCUGGUUCUUCUUUAACCAAAACUGGACCUGGUCGCUGGAAAACUCCUAUUGUUUCUCAACCAGUAUCACUAGUGACUUCCCAGUCCACCAGAACAGACCUUCCUCCCCCUCCCCCUCCCCCACCAGUGCACUAUGCAACUGACUUUGAUGGGCUGCAAAUGGAUUUGCCUCUUCCGCCACCGCCGCCACCUCCAAGCCAGUUGGGGCCACAGUCGUCAUCUCAGGUUGCUGCUGCAGAACGCAAAAAGAGAGAAGAACAUCAAAGGUGGUAUGAAAAAGAGAAAGCCCGUUUAGAGGAAGAGCGAGACAGGAAGCGUCGGGAGCAGGAAAGAAAACUGGGGCAAAUGCGUUCUCAGCCACUAAUUCCUGCUCAGUCCCUACUUCCCCCAGUUUCAGUUCAGCAGGUGAAACCAGAAAAGCCUUCAACAUUGCAGAGAUCCCAGGAAACCGUCAUUAGAGAAUUGCAGCCCCAGCAGCAACCCCGAACCAUUGAGCGAAGAGAUCUGCAGUACAUCACCAUCAGCAAAGAAGAGUUGUCCUCUACUGAUAGCUUAUCUCCUGACCCUUGGAAACGAGAUGCGAAGGAGAAGCUGGAGAAGCAGCAGCAGAUGCACAUUGCAGACAUGCUGAGCAAAGAGAUUCAGGAUCUUCAAAAUAAGCCCGAUAGAACAGCUGAAGAGAAUGACCGCCUGCGGAAGCUCAUGCUGGAGUGGCAGUUCCAGAAACGACUCCAAGAGUCCAAGCAAAAAGAUGAUGAUGAGGACGAUGAAGAAGAUGAUGAUAUUGAUACUAUGCUGAUUAUGCAGCGACUGGAAGCUGAGAGAAGAGCAAGGCAGACUGCUAUGCCAGCAAUCUCUGUUCUAGAUUUGCUACAGGAUGAAGAGCGUAGACGGCAGCAACAGUUGGAAGAAAUGCGUAAAAGGGAAGCAGAAGACAGGGCCAGGCAAGAAGAAGAGCGCCGGCGCCAAGAGGAGGAGCGGACAAAGCGAGAGGCUGAACAAAAGAGGCGACAAGAAGAAGAAUAUUACAAUCGCUUGGAAGCUGAAAGGCGCCGUCAGCAUGAUGAGGCAGAACGGAGAUUGCUGGAGCCCGAUGAGCCUGGUCUGUACAGACCUCCGCUUCCACGGGAAUAUGAAUUCCCACCCUUGCCCCCUUCAUCUAAUGCUCCUCCUCCCCCACCUCAGCGAAACACCUCUUACCUCAAAACACAGGUCCUCUCCCCAGAUACGCUUUAUACUGCCAAGUUUGUUUCAUACAAUGAUGAGGAGGAGGAUUCCUGUCUAGCAGCAGGUCAGGAUAAGUACUCCAGUACAAGAAAGUCUUAUGGUGACCUUCCUCCUGCCAGCCUUAAGCCACAGCAGCCCUCACGCCAGCCACGCCCAGCCUCAGAUGGCAUAUUUCUUUCCAACUCAUUCCAGCCAUCCUCGGUCAAUGCCAACAGUACUGCUUUCAAAACGAGCCAGCCCCCUCCCCUACCAAACAAACCGAGUUUCAUCAAUCCCAGCAGCUCAAAAGGCUCAAACUACACUGGAUCUACUGGAGCAAUUGCAGGCCCACUUGAAGCCUUCCGGGACCUGAGAGAGAAAAAAGCAAAAAGUCAAGAUGCAGAUUUACCUGGUGCACCAGAAAACUUGACUUUUCGGGAACGUCAGAGACUCUUUUCCCAGGGUCAGGAUGUGUCCAACAAAGUUAAGGCAUCUAGGAAAUUAAUGGAAUUGGAAAAUGAAUUAAACACAAAAUAGGAUUAAAGGCACCUUAUGAAAUAUAAUCCGAAGAAUAUCUGUGGGACUAGGGAAGGGGCUGUUCAAGAAGGGAGAAGUGUCUUCUGACAAUUGAGAUGGAAUCUCAACAUCUGGAUGGUUGAGAUUUAGAUAUGUUGCAAUAGCAAGAAAAACAUUUCCCCCCCAAGAGCUUGUGUUUAUACAAUGAAAGCACUGUAAAAUGUAUUUUAAUUAUAUGAAUCAAGUGUCAUUAUGUCCUUUCUCCACACCCUUUCCUUUCUUUGAGGGUUUAACUACUUCUGCAAAGGUCCUGGAUCACACUUACUGAAGAAUUGUUGCUUCCUUGUCUUACAAAAAAUACUUUGUUAGUUGCUAAACAGAAAAAGUGGCUAUAGCUUGAACUGCCUAAACUAAACUCUGCACUGGCUUAUUGCACUCUAGAUUGUUUGAUUCAAAGUAUGAGGUGGUAAACAAACAGUAUACUUGCAUAUCACUGAAAACUUGUGGUUAGAUUCUGGAUUUCCUUGGAUAUUCUCUUGCAGUAAAAACAGAAUUGAAUACUCUGAAACUAAAAGGGCUGUGUUAGCACAUUUAAUCCUUAGACACAGAGUGAUACCUAUAUUCAUACAGUUUUGGGGACAUGAAAUACUUGACUUGAUUUAUAUUGGUGGCAGUCCAGUGAUGUGAUAAAACAUGCACCCUGGGUUUUCCAGCUCUUCUUCCUUCAUUCCUACACUUGAGCUGUAAACCACUUUUAAAACUUCAGUUGUGAAAUCCUUGAUAAGAGCUGAAGGAAGAGAUUGGUAAAAUAUAGAUGGACGCAUAGGAAUGGUGUGUGUGUGUGUGUGUGUGUGUGUGUACGUACGUGUAGAUUGAUAAAACAGUGUUUUAAAACUACGUAGAAAUUCCAGACUUAAGCAAUAGGGAAUAAGUUUCUUCUGGUAGCUCCCAUUGUAGCUAAGACAAAACCAAAGUUAAGAUGUUAAAAGGACUAGAAGAUUUCCAGUACUAAUAGAUAGCAUAUUAAGCACUACUUGCAGAGGGACAUGGUUACUAUGACUGUGAUGAGAAACAUGAAAGUAUUGUCUGCCAAAAAUAGUUUUACUGCAGUGGCCUGGCAGCACAUCACUUGUCCUUCAUGUUGAGAAGUGCUGGUCAAGCAGCCUUUGGUUUACUAGCAUCCUGUUUCUAUAUAUUGUAGAAAAUAUUGGCAGUUCAAGCUAUCUUUCACACUAAAUUGCAGCAUUAUUUAAUUUUUAAGCAGUUGAAAUCUUUUUUCCUCCCACUGUUCCUGUAUGGCUGAUGUUGAGAAUAAGGAGCUCAUUAGAGUUUGUUUCUCAUUGUGUGAUGUUUAAAACAAUAUAUUAUAUUGUGAUUCUAAGCAAAUUUUCUAUUUGAUAAAGCCCUUAAUUGGGUUUUAGAUGAUUUUUCUGUAUAAUAUGUUAUCUUAUAAAUAUAUAUUUAGGGAAUUAUGCGCACUUCCAAAUGCAGAGGGUAGACUUUCACUGCCUUAGAAAUCACUUUUAAUAAGAGUUGUAUGAUAAAUAAAUGCAAGUUAAUGAUAUUAAAAUUGGAGUGUAAAUAUUUUUUUUACAUAUUUCAGGUUUCUUAUUUGAAAGUGUGCUUUUACCGUUCACCUGUUAAAUAUGAAGUAGGAGAUUAAAUUGGUUGAAAGUGUUAAUGAAGGAUUUGCAUGCUUGCUAUAUCUGUUAAUCAGGAAAAGCAAGCCUCCCCCAAUUUAUCUUGAGAACACUAGAUAUUCUGUGGCUGGAAUACUGUUGCUGCUAGAACCUAAGCAAAGAAAUAUCACUUACCGUGGAGUGGAUUUGACUGCUACUGGGCAUUCAGGCCACAUGUGAAUAUGAGUAAAAGUGCUUUUCAUAACUGUCUGUGCAUUAUUAUGAAAAAAAGAAACAUCAAAACUGCUGUAGUUUCCCAUUUCUACUGUAUUUCACUUGCAACCUAUUUUUAAUAAACUUUGUAUUGUAUUUAACUUUGCACUGCA